Trichoderma citrinoviride is the source of this 891-nucleotide messenger RNA. RefSeq names its product NAD(P)-binding protein. The record is from RefSeq and is a predicted model, not a curated record. Bases 1 to 891 code for a protein of 296 amino acids. Lineage: Eukaryota; Fungi; Ascomycota; Sordariomycetes; Hypocreales; Hypocreaceae. The transcript has a single exon.
AUGAAACCGAGUCCCUACAGCGUCGAGUCUCUUUUCAGAGUUGAUGGUCUCGUCGCCGUCAUCACCGGCGGAGGCUCUGGCCUAGGCAGAAUCACAGCCCACGCCCUCGCCGUCAACGGAGCCAGGGCAGUCUACGUGCUUGGACGACGAGAAGAUGCCCUGGGGGCCACAAGAGAUACUUGUCCGAAGCCAGAGGCGAUAAGGCCUAUUGUCUGCGAUGUUACGAGCAAGGACGCGCUCAAGGCAGCGGCUGAUCGAGUUCGGGCAGAGCUGGGCUACUGCGAUGUCGUCUUCGCGAACAGCGGGAUCAUCACGGCUGAUAAUUCAGAUCUGAUGAAGGAAAUUAACAACCUCGAUCUUAAGGAUAUCCUGGAGAGUCUCUGGGAAUACAGCAUGGAGGAGUUUACGCAGUCUUUUCACGUCAAUGCCACGGCUGUUUUCUACACUGCCCUUGCGUUUCUGGAACUGCUCGACGAAGGAAACAAGAGAGCCGUGAUUCCCCAAAAGUCUCAGGUCAUCGUCACCGGUUCUGUCGCAAGCUUUGCUCGCCUCCCCAAGGCCGGGUUUGCCCACGGCAGCAGCAAGGCAGCAGCAGUGCAGCUGGCCAAGCAGCUUGCGACAAUGCUGGCCCCGCACAAGAUCAGAGUCAACUCCAUCGCGCCUGGGCUGUAUCCGAGCGAAAUCACCGAACGAGACAUCAGAGCCUCAAGCACGGAGAUUCGAGAGGAGGGCAGUCUACCAGGGUCGUUUAUUCCUCUGGCGAGGAUGGGCACGGAGGAAGAGUUUGCUGGGGCAAUGCUGUAUCUGACGAGCAAGGCGGGAGGAUACGUGGAUGGAACAGUACUUCUGACGGAUGGAGGUCGUUUGAGUAUCGCGACUUCGACAUACUGA